ACAACAAAUUCUGUUUACAAAAAUGCUUAAAGAAGAUAUUUGGAAACGUUCAAAGCCCAUUGUCGCCAAGGAUCACAUCGGAGCGAUUCUGCCAGCGACUGUCCGGCCGGAUCCCAUUCCCGAGAACUGCGACGACGAGCGUCCGUGCAUGGGCUACAUCCUCGGAUGGGAGUACGGCCGCAAAUGGCUGGAGCGUCGGGACUACAUCAAGCGUCACCAGGCGGUGAUAAAAUCCAUGGUCCUGAUAGUACCGGACUUCGCCUGGUGGGUGAACCAGCGCCGUCCCCUCUACGCGCGCAAGCAGCGCUUCCAUUCCAAGCCCAAGGCGAAGUCCGGACAGUGGCAACCGAUGACCGCCUUUGCAGAGGGCAAGCAGCGUCGUGAGGCCCAGGAACGCCGUAUUCGGGAGUACCGCGAUAAGUCUAACAUUAAAAGCCCGUAGCGGGACAUUUUCAAGGAUCUAUUGCGGAUCCACAGUAAAACACAGCACACUUAAAGGGCACACCAGAACACGGAAACGAAUGUAACAACACUAGUGACAAAAGCCAACCAUAAAUUUUCACAUAUUACAUUAUUUGUGUGGAGAACAGUCUUUUCGAGAAACUCAUAUUGUAUGUCCCAAUGGCUUUACACGAAUAAUCAAUCCAUUAAAUACUGAUGCAUAGUGUUAA
Molecule: messenger RNA, 671 nt
Organism: Drosophila persimilis
Lineage: Eukaryota; Metazoa; Arthropoda; Insecta; Diptera; Drosophilidae
Exons: 1
Coding region: 23-442 (139 amino acids)
Source: RefSeq, a predicted model, not a curated record